UUCAAUGACGUAGCGGUAUCGAGCAGAUUUGUGAGGCACUGAUCAGCCAAAGAAUGGGCAUUUUCAGAUGUAAUAUUCUUCAUACCUCAAUGUCAGCCAUUAUAUUCAUCUUAUCGUGUCUAUUAGGUCUGUGUUUGGGCUCCGAGCUGAGUUUUGUGACAUGUGGAUCAGUUAUUAAGCUGUUAAACAUAAAGCAUAACGUGAGACUCCAUUCACACGACGUACGCUACGGCUCCGGUAGUGGGCAGCAGUCUGUUACCGGGGUUACAGCGGUGGAGGACAGUAACAGUUACUGGAGUAUUCGUGGGACGAGGGACGCUGUGUGCCAUCGUGGAACUCCGGUCAAAUGUGGCCAAACCAUUCGCCUCACUCACGUCAACACGGGACGCAACCUCCACAGCCAUUACUUUGCCUCUCCUCUCUCCUCCAAUCAGGAGGUGAGUGCGUUCGGCGAGGAGGGUGAGGGGGACCACCUGGAUGAGUGGACCGUGCAGUGUGGCGGCAGCGUGUGGGGUAGAGAGGAAGCGGUCCGCUUCAGGCACAGAGCCACAGAUGCCCUGCUCUCCGUGACCGGCGAGCAGUAUGGGAGACCCAUCCAGGGACAGAGGGAGGUGCAUGCCAUGUCCAGCCCCAGCCAGCACAGUCUGUGGAAGGCCAUGGAGGGAGUCUUCAUGAAGCCCAGUGACAGUGCAGCGUUCAGGGGGGAGCACAUCCACACUGAGUUUUAGUGGAUGUUUAACACUGUCCCAACCUAUUACUGUCAUUGUCUGCCCCCAAUGGUCUGCUCUGUCCAGUUUUAUUACAACUACACCAGCAGCCUUCAGUUGUGCCUCCUUACCCUCAUGCUCAACCCUUUGUAUGUUUUUUUUUUUUUUUUUUUUUUUUUUUAAAACAAGCCACUGUAAAAAAGUCACUGUAUUAAAGAUGGACUAUGUAACUUCUCUGGUGGGUCAGCCAACUACUUGUUGCCAUAGAGUUGUUAUCGCUUUGCCAGAAAAAAGUUACAUAAUAUAAAUUUAAGGUACAAAUAGUGUACAGUUCACUAAGCAAUUAUAGCUGAAGUUAUGAUUGUUUCAGACUUUACAAACUUAAGUCCUUCAGGUUUGCGACUAUCACAAAUUCUAAGUUGUAGCUUCUUCAUGUAAUUUGAUUUCACUGUUAAAAUAAAAUGCUUUAGCCAUUUCAUUUUCAAAUUCAACCAAAUGAUUAUUUUUUUCUUAUUUGUACACCUAUCCUCUGAGGAGAAAGUGCCAAAAUGUACAAUCUCAAAAGAAAUGCUGUCAGCUAUUCAGGUUUCCACCAUCAACAUGUUGGUAAUUGUAUUGGAAAAGAGAGUCAGAGCUCAUUGUAAGGCAUAUAGUGGAGUUAUCCCUUUACUUUUCAGGGUAUUUGACAGUAUUUAUACAGUAUGCCACAUCUGGACUAACACUAUGACCAAUACACCAGGUUAUCUCCAAUUGUUCACUGAUUCAGAGCGUCUUCUUACGAUUCUUGUUGUGUGUUGUGUUUUUGUCUAACGAUUGCUUCAGUAUUCAUGUGGAGAGAAGGUUGGCUCAAAUGUAUUCCACUCUACCACUUUUUAUUUUGUUGUUUUCAGCCAGACAGCAAAUAAGCAGCCUAGCAUAUCAGUAUUUUUCAUAGGACAUAGCACAUCAAGAUUUUUGUUCACUACAGAAUUUGUUUAAACAAUAUGUUGGACAACAGUGUUUUACAUUAAUGCUGUUUGUGUUGCAAGUUUUAUAUGAACAACCGACAUAAAAGAAAUACCUCGAAUUAAAGUGAUUUUUAUGCAUACGAACAA
Boleophthalmus pectinirostris (great blue-spotted mudskipper) is the source of this 1801-nucleotide messenger RNA. It is a transcript of the gene sdf2, whose product is annotated as stromal cell-derived factor 2. The coding region runs from base 54 to 728 and encodes 224 amino acids. Lineage: Eukaryota; Metazoa; Chordata; Actinopteri; Gobiiformes; Gobiidae. The transcript is spliced from 3 exons. The record is from RefSeq and is a predicted model, not a curated record.